CUCGUCCAUUCUCCCAUUCAUUCACUCACUCAUCGUCACCAUCCACCACUCUCCGUCACCACCAAGAUGCCGCGCCAGUCACGUCUCACAGACCACUGGCCAGCCCUAGAUCCCAAGCCCACUUCCUCCCACGAGCUCAACUUCGUUUUCAUCUUUCCCCCCGAAAUCUCCGCGGCGUGCUUCUCACUCCUCCCCAUCGACGACCUCAUCAAAGCGUACAACGUCUCCCGCAGCUGGCGUCACCGCAUCACCCGUGGCGUAUGGCGGAACGCCUUUCUCCGCGAGGCGAACUACGAGUACGGUGAUCUGCGCCGCGUGCUACACCUCGAGCAGAUGGAGGAAGAGUGGGAUGACGCACUGGACAAGGCGCUCGAAAGGGCACAUGUUCGCCAGAUGGAUGCCUGGAAAGGCCCCAAUCCUCCCGCUUCGCCUCCUUCCCUCACUCCGUCCGACUUCUCAGAGUACACCGCAGAAGUCCCCACCGUUGAAGCGACAACUGAAUGGCGUCGCCUUUGCCUUCAGCACUUGAGGCGCAAAACCUUGCGAUCUAAGGGCAUCCUACUGGUCCGGUGGGCACCCGAGGUGCUGGACCAUGGCUUGAUUUUCGGCGGCAUUCACUCAAUCAACAACCAGAUCAUUCUGUUCGACAGCCCCAGUGAAGAACAAGAUCACGUGGAGCGCCAACUGCAGACGGUAUCGCUGGAUCGCCAGACCCUCAAGAAGGUGGCCCACUUCGACCUUCCCCCCGCCGUUUGCUACAAGAUGCAGAGGGACAACAACAUUGAUAACAUCCUCCACCGCUUCCGUCACCAACAAGCAACUCAAGACUCCCCUGCUAUUGACUGGGUCGAGCUGUGGAUACCUUACCAGUUCAUCUCCAAGAUGACCCAUCCUCCAAAGGAAGUUGGCAUCAUUCCCGCCGGAACGCUCCAGACAUCGCAAGAUCUUCCCUACAUCCACGGCCUCUCUCCUUUUGCUGCAAUCAACAUUGACGAGGUCGAGGGCGCGAGUUCCAAGGUCCAGGUCUUCACCACCAAGAACUCGGACAACACUCUGACGAUGUGGAUCCGCAUCGGCUCCAAGGCUUGCCUCCUUAGUGGGAAGACUCUACCAGUGGGCGAGGAGCCGCCAUCAUUGAGGAAGAUAUGCCGUUUCGUUCAAUCGGGAACCAAACUCGAGAUUGAAGCCGCAACCGACGACUAUCCUCCCCUUACCCUCCCCGUCAGCCACAGAACCGGGCCGCCAGCCGCCGUGUUCUAUCAGUUUGUGCUUCAAGAGGUCGCGUUCACUGGCUUCCGAGACCGGAAGCUCUCCUCCGGGACUGUGAAGAGGUUCGAGGGGGGAAGGAAGCUUCCCUCUUGUCGAGCACACCGAUAUCUGGCAGCGGCCUCCGUUCCUGGCGAUAGGCACUUCAACAGGGCCAUGGACCCCUCAACUGUUGAAUCCUGGGCAGUCACGAAGUUGUUACCAAUAUCUUGACGACGCCGAUUGCCUGAUCAUGAUCUUGAGUGACGGGUAUCUGCUUCUCAUUCCCGAUUGGACCAAAGUCUUUCAGGAGCAGCAACAACUGGAUGCCGAUGAGCGUGAUAAAUUCUUCCGCCAGCGCUCUAUUCUAGUCCGUCUCCAACUCGGUCACCCGGCGGGACCUGGCCCUCGCUGCCACAUUGGAUUCCGUGGGGGCUGGAUCCACUUCUACACUGUGAGUAUAUGGCGUUUAUACAGUAGGGCGUCAAAAGUGGCGGCACAUCGCGUUGCCGACCUAGCCGAAUCUCACGGCGAC
Vanrija pseudolonga is the source of this 1780-nucleotide messenger RNA. RefSeq lists its product as uncharacterized. NCBI's taxonomy places the organism in Eukaryota, Fungi, Basidiomycota, Tremellomycetes, Trichosporonales, Trichosporonaceae. Gene Ontology annotation, molecular function: protein binding. The transcript is spliced from 4 exons. The record is from RefSeq and is a predicted model, not a curated record. The coding region runs from base 67 to 1479 and encodes 470 amino acids.